CAGAGCCAACAUGAUGAAUUGGAGGCUAAGUUUUUCGAGGAAAGGGCAGUUCUUGAAGCUAAAUAUCAGAAACUAUAUCAACCCUUAUAUGUCAAGCGAUAGACAUUGUCAAUGGUGUUGUCGAAGUUGAAGGAACAAAAACUGAAGCGGCCUCGGAGGACCAAGGAAAGGAUAAAGAUGCUGAAGAGAAAGGGGUGCCUGACUUUUGGCUUAUUGCGAUGAAAAACAAUGAAGCUGUUGCUGAUGAGAUCAUCGAGCGUGAUGAGGAACCUCUCAAAUAUCUCAAGGAUAUCAAGUGGUCUAGGGUUGAGGAACCCAAAGGAUUCAAGCUCGAUUUCUAUUUUGACACCAAUCCUUAUUUCAAGAACACUGUGUUGACAAAAACAUAUCACAUGGUUGAUGAGUAUGAACCCAUUCUUGAGAAAGCCACAGGGACGGAAAUUGAAUGGUAUCCUGGAAAAUGCUUAACGCAAAAGCUUCUUAAAAAGAGGCCUAAGAAUGGAUCAAAGAAUUCCAAGCCAAUGACCAAAACUGAAGAAUGUGAGAGUUUCUUCAACUUCUUUGAUCCUCCAGAAGUUCCCGGGGAUAAUGAAAUCCUUGACAAAGAUACUGCUAAGGAGCUACAAAAUCAAAUGGAACAAGAUUAUGACGUCGGGUGUGUUCCACCAUUCGAGACAAGAUUAUUCCUCAUGCUGUGUCAUGGUUUACAGGGGAAGCUAUUCUGGCUGAUGAUUUUGAUUUAGAUGAUGAUGACACCGAUGAAGAUGAUGGGCUUUAUGAUGAUGAUGAUGAGGACGAAGAUGAUGAUGAAGGCGACGACGG
Messenger RNA from Hibiscus syriacus, 822 nucleotides. Its product is annotated as nucleosome assembly protein 1;2-like. Gene Ontology annotation, cellular component: chromatin; nucleus. The transcript has 7 exons. The record is from RefSeq and is a predicted model, not a curated record. The coding region runs from base 219 to 743 and encodes 174 amino acids. Gene Ontology annotation, biological process: nucleosome assembly; somatic cell DNA recombination. Gene Ontology annotation, molecular function: histone binding; chromatin binding. NCBI's taxonomy places the organism in Eukaryota, Viridiplantae, Streptophyta, Magnoliopsida, Malvales, Malvaceae.